Molecule: messenger RNA, 2312 nt
Organism: Capsella rubella
Lineage: Eukaryota; Viridiplantae; Streptophyta; Magnoliopsida; Brassicales; Brassicaceae
Product: E3 ubiquitin-protein ligase KEG
Exons: 6
Coding region: 285-2120 (611 amino acids)
Biological process (GO): protein phosphorylation
Molecular function (GO): protein kinase activity; ATP binding
Source: RefSeq, a predicted model, not a curated record
GAAAGUCAAAAUCGUAAUGAAGAGAAAGAAUAAAAAGUGAAUUGGGCCAGUUGAACAAAAAAAUGAAAAGGGCUUGUAGCAGAGGUAUUAACUAUUUAAGAAACCGGUACGGUGUUUGAUUUAUACAGAGCAAGCAACUUACGGGGCCUCCACGCCUUCUGCUUCUGCUCACGGACUUUGGAGUUUUGUCAUAUAAUCUUCACUGCUGUUAGGGAUUUUUCAAAGCUUUCUCCUUCUUAAUCCGUCGAAAUUGCUCUUUUUUCUCUCCCUCAUUGCAAAGAUAAAUGGCUUCGAAGAUUAUUGCUGGCAAACCGGAUGAUUCUGAGUAUGAAAUCAUUGAAGGUGAGUCUGAGAGCGCUUUAGCAGCCGGGACAAGCCCUUGGAUGAAUUCUUCUACGUUGAAGCUCCGGCAUCGAAUUGGAAGAGGUCCCUUCGGUGAUGUUUGGCUGGCUACUCAUCAUCAGUCAACUCAUGACUAUGAUGAGCAUCAUGAAGUCGCCAUCAAAAUGCUUCAUCCUAUCAAGGAGGAUCAAAAAAGGGUUGUGGUUGAUAAGUUUGAAGAUCUGUUCUCCAAGUGUCAAGGAUUAGAGAAUGUCUGUCUCCUCCGAGGAGUCUCUAGUAUCAGUGGAAAGUUAUGCAUCAUCAUGAAAUUCUACGAGGGCUCUCUUGGUGACAAGAUGGCUCGGCUUAAAGGAGGAAAGCUUUUACUGCCUGAUGUAUUGAGAUACGGGGUUGAUCUGGUUACAGGGAUCCUGGAGUUACACUCAAAAGGGUUUCUGAUUCUCAAUCUUAAGCCGUCUAACUUUCUUAUCAGUGAUAAUGACAAGGCCAUCCUUGGGGAUGUUGGGAUCCCUUAUCUCCUUCUUACUAUCCCUUUGCCAAGUUCUGAUAUGACUGUGAGACUUGGAACUCCAAACUAUAUGGCUCCAGAACAGUGGCAACCUGAAGUAAGAGGUCCCAUGUCCUUUGAGACUGAUUCUUGGGGAUUUGGAUGCAGCAUUGUAGAAAUGCUGACUGGUGUACACCCUUGGUCUGGGAGAUCUGCUGAUGAAAUAUAUGAUUUAGUGGUGAGAAAGCAAGAAAAGCUUAAAAUUCCCAGUGGCAUACCGCCUCCUCUGGAGAACCUACUUCGGGGUUGCUUUAUGUAUGAUCUUCGAAGCCGACCUUCAAUGACGGACAUCUUACACGUCUUCAAGAGCUUGCAGAACUCAGAGGAGGAAGAGAUCUGGAGAGGCAUUGAUAGUAGAGAAAUCAGGAAGAGCUCGGUUACUCUUGGUUAUACAGAAUGGUUUCUUUCAAAGGAUCAACUGCAAGUGGGCGACAGGGUGCGUUCAAGAAAGCCUGCCAAUUCAUGUAAGCAUGAGAACAUGGAUGUGCCAGAAGGAAUGAUGGUUGGUUUAGAAUGUGACACCACUGACCCAGAUGGAUUUGCGCUAGUUAAAGUCCAUGGUGUUCAUGAUCCAGUAAGGGUUCAUGUAUCUGUUCUUGAACGGGAAACCAACGGAUUAGCUUCUGGAGAUUGGGUGCGUCUGAAGAACGGAGGAAACAAGAGGCACUCUCCGGUUGGUGUUCUCCAUUCAAUUGACCGUGAGGGAAAAGUAGCUGUUGGGUUUAUUGGGUUGCCAACUCUCUGGAAAGGGACCUCAUCGCAGCUUCAGAUGGCUAAAGCAUACAGUGUGGGUCAAUUUGUGAAGCUCAAAGCCAAUGUUGUCAUCCCGAGAUUCAAAUGGAUGCGAAAAAAUAGAGGGAUAUGGGCAACUGGCAGGAUCUCUCAGGUUUUACCCAACGGUUGCCUCGAGGUGGACUUCCCUGGAGUGUUACCUUUUGGAGAGGAACACGGAAGCUGUCUUGCAGAUCCGGCUGAAGUAGAGAUUGUGAAUUUUAAUACAUGUCAAGGAGUUGUGAAAAAAUAUCAACAUCUGGAGGAUUUUCAUUGGGCUGUGAGACCUUUAUUGAUUGCUAUGGGUCUAUUGACAGCAAUGAAGUUAGGGUUCUUUGUUGGGAAGAAAAUAGGGAGGUCAAAGGAUGGGAAGCAACGUGAUGGCUCGAGUGGACAAGGUGAAUGUCAGAUUCGGGAUAGUCAGAAGUCUGGCAAAUCUAAAUGGCUUGUGUUUGCUUAGGUUUGUGUCCAACCUGGUUUGGUCUGGUCUAAAUAUCGCACUGUUCUAGUCCUGGAUACAUGGUUUCACAAAUAGUACGUGUACAUAAUAACAUUUUUUUCCUAUUUGAACGUAGCAAAAGACUUUCUUUUAUUAUAUUUGAUGGGACUAAGACUUGUUUUAAGACUUGUUUUAUGAAGUGUUCCUUGCAUA